UUCGAACGAAACAGCGCUGUUCACUGACACAUGAUGUCAACAUUUCAUCACAUUGCUUAAGGAUUUGAGCGCGAGUGCAGGCAUUUGAAAAUCGAAGAGAAUAACAAAAACUCAAAAACAAACAUUUCACAAAACCAACCGAUUAUGGACGAUGAAAACGACGCCCAAUUGGAUGUGGUGUUCAAAAAUUGCAAGAACAAUUUUCAAUUGUUCUUGUCAACCAUCGCCGAAUACUUGGGAAGAAAACCGGAUUUUUCAACAUGUGAUCUGACACACGUAUCGCAACUGUUUGCGAACGCUGCAAAUACAUCAAAAACGCGCAACAAUGACAAUGCUACUGUCGCGAAUGGAACAUCGACCGGUGCAGGUAACGGAACAUCAGUCGAAGUAUCGAAGUCGGUGCAAAUAACGGAUGACGAUUCCCGUGAUAUGUUUGAAACUGAAAAUGACGAUGACGAUGAGAUUAUUCCCGAGACACAAUUUUUCCAAGAAGAAUCAAAUGAUUCGGGAGAAAGUGUGACCAUUCCGUUAUACGUUGAAGUGGCUGGCAAUAAUGGUCGAUUCCGCGGUUCAUCUGAAGCAAGUGAAGGUGCAGAUGACAGUGAAUUUGCACGGGUUCGGCCUGAAACAGAGGCAGACGAUCACACUGAGCAACAGUCGCAAAUGCUCAUGGCCAACAUGGAUCAAAGUAUACUACGUGAUAUUGAAACAACUUACACAGAAGCUAUUGCAAACAAUAAUUCAAAUGUGAUCGUGUCGACACAGACUGUAGCGUCGGCGAAUGAAGCUAGUUCGGAAAAUAACGACACACAAAUAGACGAUGAACCGAACGAUGGCGGCCGCGUUGAUCGCAGCACAUCCACAACACCCGAUAUUGAAUUGUCUGAUCAUGUUUGCAAGAACCUUGCCGACCUUGCGAGUAUGACCAAUUCGAAUGCUGUUGAGAAGCAGCCGACGGCGGAGCAACGCGAAAAUGUUGAUAGUGACGAUGAUGACAUAAAUGAAACGCAGAUGUUUUCACAAAACAUUUAUGAUGCAAACACACAACAACUGGCAAACCGAACGCAUUCACCAGAACCACAAUCCACACAAGACUUGUUCUUGGCCGCCACAGAACUGGUUUUCAAAUUACCCGCAGCUGUUAUCACUCCACUUGUGAAAACCAAACCGAAUCCACCCAUCGAAUCGCAAGACGUUUUUGAUGCUCCCACUCAUAGGAUGCGAUCGCCCAAAAGAUUGGGCGAACAUGUACGCGGUGCGGCAAAACAGACAUCUCACGAAGACAGUAUUUAUGAUGCAGCCACACAACGAGCCCCACAAAAGGAAGAUAUCCACGAUGCAGACGAUUUUUUCGGGGCGGCCACACAAAUAGCACCCCCACGCAAUCCCCGAGGAACAUCAGAACCGAUAGAGCCAGAAGAAGACGACGUCUACAUUGCAGAAACACAAUUGCCACCAGAAGACUAUGUUUUCGAUCAGCCAACGCAGCAAAUGCCAUCAGACAAACCGUCAUCAUCUUCGAAGAAAACCGUUACGUGGAAGAAACCCAAUGAGUUUGAACCACAGAAAUCGAACCAACACAAUGUAUCAGAUGAUUUAUUCGAUGUCGGAACUCAGGCUUUUGAAGCUCCAGAGCCUUCGAACAAUGCGAGUGAAGAUCUGAUUGAAACAGAAUUUUUCGAUAUGCCAACACAAGUGGUUGGAAUGCCUUCCCAAAACAUUCCAAAGCAACGAUUACCGGCGGUUUUAACACAAAGUAGCCAACCAUCAUUAACACCAGAAUGGUCAAUGGCAGCGCGUAUAUCGAAUGCUGCGAUCGAUCAAUUUGAAAAAGAGCAGGCCGAUCGAGAGGCGGAGAAGAAACGUGAAAAACUUCGUAAAAAUCGAUAUCUCUUUGCGGCUUCCGAAGAUGAAGAUGAGAAUGAAGACGAUUUUGAUUUCGAUUUGGCUUUGCCAUCAAACCCAGUGGAACGUAUGUCAUCGCUCAAAGAAAGCCAGAAACAUGGCAAAAACCACGAUAGUUUGACACGACCCUUGUCAGCGUCCUCGACAACAACAAGCGAUGACUCAGAUUCAGUGCCAAAGAAGUCAAACCCAGUGGAACGUGUGUCAUCGCUCAAGGAAAGCCAGAGACAAGAACUUUUAACACGACCCUUAUCAGUAAAGAGGACAAAGACAAGCGAUGAUUCAGAUUCAGUGCCAAAGAAGUCAAAACCUGAUGCAAAUAAGUCAGGUAAAAUCACCCAGCGUGAUAUGGAUGUGAAGGUGAAAGUGUCUCGACAAACGGUUGAUGAAUACCUACGAAAAGAGAGACAGGAACAACAAAAUCAUUCGAAAAAAUCAUCCGCGCCGCACGAGACGAACAAAAAUUCGAACGCCACCGAAACAAAGUCGGUCGCCGAUCAAGCACCGGUUCAACAACGAAACCUGCGUCGUCGAAAGUCAGAGGCCGAGACUCCACCACCAAAUGAGAGCCGUAACAAGCGAAAAGCAAAUGCAAACGAAGAUGCACAACCGAAGGAGAAACGUGGAAAGAAGGAACCAAGAGAGCUGGCCGCUCUGAUGAGACACAGCCCACCAAUGGCCAAAACAUCGGCUUCGAGCAAGUCGAAGGAAAAUGAAUCGAGAUUACGCAACGCCAAGAAAGACAAGGACAAAGACAAAGCCAAGGAAAAUAACAUCAGUCCCGCUCCUAUGACUACAAACAUCCCUGACUCCCAUCUCUUAUCGUCUAUGAAACGUCGAACUUCAGAUCGACCAUCUACGUGCUCUUCUUUGGGGCCAGCUAUACUUUUUACUAAAGUUAAUUCGGCUCCAUACAAAAAUGUGAUCCAAAAACUGGGCGGCGCCAUUGUUGACACCCCCCAAUUGGGAACAAUAUUGAUUUGUGAUAAAAUCUCACGGACCUUCAAAUUUCUAUACGCAUUAACGAAAGGCAUUCCAAUUGUAUCACCACGUUGGCUUGAUGCUUCAGCCAAAUGUGGUGGGUUCGAACCUACCGAUCCGUAUAUAGUUUCUGAUACAAAUUCAGAGAAAAGAUUUCGCUUCAGCUUGAGAAAAUCUCUGGAAGCUGCACGGAAAACUCCUCUCUUUGUCAACUAUCACAUCUGUACCACACCUAAUGUUCAACCAAUUACAUCCGAAAUUGCGGAAAUUGUCGAGAGGGCGGGUGGUAAGUACGUUAAUAAUCCGUUGAAGGAACGCAAACCAAACACAGUCGCUGUUCUAAUAUCGCAUAAAAAAGACAGUAAAAUGUGGAAGUCAUAUAAGGAUGCACAUCCGGACAUUCAGAUUGUUAGCUCUGAAGGCUUUUUACAGAGCGUCGUACAACAGAAAAUUAACUUUUCAAAUUUUCUUCUGAAAGAAUGAACUACAAAUCUAUGGGUGAGAUUGAGGAUGGAGUAUGUUUUUUCUUCGAUUUAUAUUUUUGAAAAGGCGAGUAUGUUUUCUGAUGAUUCUGUUGGCGUUAAAGUAGAGUAUGUUGUAGUACCGUCUAGCCUCCGCGGUCUUCAUGGUUUUCACGCAACUGAUAAAAGAUAACAACAUGGCGUCUUCAGCAAAGUUGUAGUACUUGAGGUCUUCUAUAACUAAGCUGAAGACAGUUAUCUCUUAUCUCUUAUCAGUUGCGCGCAAAUCGCGCACAUAAAAAAGCAAAUUUUAUAUAGAACUUUUUUUUUCUUAUCAUUUUUCGCGCUUUUCGCGGAACUGAUAAGAGAUAAGAGAAAACUGUCUUCAGCGAUGUUAUAGAAGACCUCGAGUGCUACAAUUUUACCGAAGACACCAAGUUGUUAUCUCUUAUCAGUUCCACGGAAACCGUGAAAAACCGCGAGGACCCGCUAAAAACGAACAUACUCGCUUUUAACCAUUUUUAAGUCGACAGAAACUUGCUCUUCUCUUUCGUAACAAAGUCAAUCAAACAUACACUACUCUCAAUCUCACCCAUAGAAAUGAUAUUAAAAGUCAAUCAAAAAUCUCAGUUGGCUCUUCAAACAAAGACUUUACACUGGAAUGCCAUUCCAAAAUUGGAUGUUUUCUCCCCUGUAUAAAUGUAAAUAUUUUGUUUUUUAAAUAAAAAUUCAAUCGAAGAAACAAUAAA
Molecule: messenger RNA, 4096 nt
Organism: Sitodiplosis mosellana (orange wheat blossom midge)
Lineage: Eukaryota; Metazoa; Arthropoda; Insecta; Diptera; Cecidomyiidae
Product: mediator of DNA damage checkpoint protein 1-like
Exons: 7
Coding region: 145-3369 (1074 amino acids)
Biological process (GO): positive regulation of transcription initiation by RNA polymerase II
Cellular component (GO): nucleus
Source: RefSeq, a predicted model, not a curated record